Messenger RNA from Gamsiella multidivaricata, 2765 nucleotides. Its product is annotated as Alg9-like mannosyltransferase family-domain-containing protein. Gene Ontology annotation, cellular component: endoplasmic reticulum membrane. The transcript is spliced from 8 exons. Gene Ontology annotation, molecular function: alpha-1,2-mannosyltransferase activity. Lineage: Eukaryota; Fungi; Mortierellomycota; Mortierellomycetes; Mortierellales; Mortierellaceae. The record is from RefSeq and is a predicted model, not a curated record. Bases 339 to 2669 code for a protein of 776 amino acids. Gene Ontology annotation, biological process: protein N-linked glycosylation.
UGUCCUUCUGUCCCUCCUCUUAUCUUCCUUCAUUUUCAUUCCGUGGAUCAUUUGACAUCUUUUUUUCCCUUUUCAUGACACUUUAACGACCACCCACCUUCUUGCCUCGACAGGCUAUCGUGCAUGCGUAUACGCUCUGACUGAAUACGAAGUUUACUUUACCGCUCCUUUUUUCCCUUCAAUUAAACGGGAAAGCGCACCAAGUGGUGUCCUGACUCUUCCUUCGUUCUCUUGAAUCGUUUUGUUUCUUCUUCUCCUUCUCUCUUUUUCUCCUCUUUUUCUCCUCUCUUUUUACUUCUUUCUUCUUUCUUCCUUUCUCGUUUUGCUCAUCCAUUCACAUGGUGCCAAGCUCUACUCCGGGAAUCAACUCACGCAGCAGGAACGAUGGCCCAGUAGCUGAUCGCGUGGUGCCAGCAACAACAGAGACAAGCAUGACAGGCACAGCAGCCAGUACGACCGCUACCGCCACCACUGCUACAACCACACUCAAGCAGAGAAAAAUCUCUGCAACCAAUGGUCAUGGCAGCAGCAAUGGACAGGCCAACGGCAAACUCAACGGAAUCUUGAUGGACAGGCGGAAAAUAGUCGACGACAACAACGAUGACAGUCAGGACAGCAACAGUGACACAAACAGUGAAGUCCUCGACCCUUUAACAGGCGAGCCCCUGCGGUUGCGGGACUACGCGUCUCCUUAUUGUCCGUCAUUCUCAGUUGCAUUCAAGGCCCUGUUUCUGGUGCGCGCCCUGGCAGCAACGUACUCCAACAUCUCUGACUGCGACGAAGUAUUCAACUUUUGGGAGCCUAUGCACUACCUUCAGUACGGAACAGGACUCGAGACAUGGGAGUAUUCACCAGUGUAUGCCAUCAGGAGCUGGGCCUACAUCCUCGCCCACGCCCUCCCUGCAGAGAUCACCCGCCUUGCUAUGAGCGCCAAUCGUUUACAAGUAUUUUUCAUUCUUCGGAUUAUACUUGGCGCAGUUUCGGCACAUUGCGAGGCAACACUUUAUAGAACAGUUGUGGAUGAGGUCGACCCGAGGAUAGGACGGUAUCUCUUACUGGUCCUUAUUAGCAGUGCAGGAACAUGGAUUGCUUCAAAUGCCUUCCUUCCUUCAACAUUUGCCAUGUAUACCACCAUGAUGUUCUUUAGUCAAAUGCUGCAGCCGCCGCGUCACCAUUCUGGAAAGCGGACGUUCUGGGCCAUCUUCUGGGUCGGAUUGGGAGCACUCCUUGGCUGGCCCUUCUCGGCAGCCGUGGGCCUACCAUUUGCACUCGAGGAGCUCUUGGUCCACAGCAGGAAUCACAGCAGAAAAAAGACGGUCCGAUUCAGGGACUGGCGCAUGGUGCGACUUCUUCAGUUGACGACGUCUACGAUAGUGGUUCUCGGCUGUGUUUUGGUCCCCAUCAUGAUUAUCGACCAAUAUUACUACAAGAAAUUGGUUAUCGUCCCUUUGAACAUUGUCCUGUACAAUGUUUUUGGAGGCGAUGUGGGGCCGGAUAUUUUUGGCACCGAGCCAUGGUGGUUCUAUAUCCUAAACGGCCUCCUGAACUUCAAUGUCCUGUUUCCCGCCGCACUGUUCUCGCUUCCGAUGCUGUUGAUCACGUAUUUUGCCAUUCCAGAUGUACUCCCUGCCCCACCUUCAAGCGGCGGUCUUUCACUCAAGGACCCACUUUUGUGGUUCUCGUUAAAGUUAUCGCCCUUCUACCUCUGGUUCGCUAUCUUUACGGCGCAGCCGCACAAGGAAGAGCGCUUCCUGUUCGUAGUGUACCCACUCAUCUGCUUUAACGCUGUCAUGACCCUGUUCAUGGCCCAGAAGAUUAUACAACGCACCCUGGACAGAUUUGUCACUCGAUCUAAGACGGCUGCGAUCCAUAAAUAUGCGGCUGGACUGGUGUGGUUGGUCCUGCUUGCCUCUGCCGCGGUUUCAUUGUCCAGGAUCCUCGCCCUUUAUGAGCACUACAGCGCACCAAUCGAUGUCUACAGGAAAGCGUUCGAUAUGGUCAAGGUCCCAGGCCCUAUGGUCGUUGAAGGAUCAGAUUCCACUGUCACCGGAGGAGCUGCAGCAUUAGCGAAUAACCGAGACCCUGCAAAGAUUGUACGUGUUUGUGUGGGUAAGGAAUGGUACCGGUUUCCGUCACACUAUUUCUUACCAGAAGGCGCGAAGUUAGGCUUUCUGAAGAGUCAUUUCGAUGGAUUACUGCCGGGAGAAUUUCAGGAGCUCCCACUAAACGCCGAGUUACCGAUUGUGGAAGCGAGACCGUCGGCGGCGAGGGGCAAGGAGCACCGACCGUUGAGGAUCGAUUGGCGAUGGAGUGCCGAGAGACGGCCGGGAACGUCAUUUGUACCGAAACAGAUGAAUAACCAGAACAUGGAGGUUUUCGAGCAUUAUACCCCUCUGGACCAGUGCGAUUACUUGGUGGACCUGGACUACGGCGGUCGUGCAGGAGAGGAUGAAAGCCAGGGCCAGGACUCGGUUGAACCCCGGUACCUGCAGGACAAGGAGCAUUGGGAGAGGCUUUACUGUAGAAGGUUUUUGGAUACAAAAGUGGGGGCGGGACGGAACCGGUGGGUACGGGCGUUCUGGAUCCCGGACCAAGUGACGGUCGCAUUGACGAGGGGUCAAACGAAGGUGUGGGGCGACUAUUGCCUUGCAAGACGCAAGUCUUUGUGAAUACACAGGGAGAAGAAUGUUGUUUGCUGGAGCAAUGAUGGUUCAGGAGCGAGCGGAUAUUGCCCUAAAUAAAAUAAAUAAAUUGGAUUGACUUCA